Molecule: messenger RNA, 754 nt
Organism: Magnolia sinica
Lineage: Eukaryota; Viridiplantae; Streptophyta; Magnoliopsida; Magnoliales; Magnoliaceae
Exons: 1
Coding region: 187-555 (122 amino acids)
Source: RefSeq, a predicted model, not a curated record
GAUGGAUAGACGGCUACAUGAGAUAUUUUUCUCCUCUUGUAUUGUAUAUUCUUAUCUUCUCCUUUGAAAUGGGUCAAAAACAAGCUCUCUCAAUCUCCAUCUCUCUCAUCAAACCAUCCAUCCAUGAAUGGUAGCGUCUUCUUCGUCUAAAUCAUAAAAAACCCAACUCAAAAUCCAAUCAAUUCGAUGGCUGUUGCUCUCUCAAUCAGCCAUUCCUUCCACACCAAAAACAUCAGUUCAAUUCUCUACAACAAACCCAAUUCCAGGCUUCAACUCUCAGUCUCUUGCCAAAGCCGGGGCCCGGCAGGGCCUACCGAUUCAAAGGAAGGAGGAGAUGAAGAGAAGGGAGAGAAGAAGAAGAAGCCUUGGGUUUUGAGGAUUUAUGGUGAGGUUGGGAAAUUAGGUGAGGGGUUGAAGGAGAGUCUGAGCCCAAAGCGGAAGGGAGAUUGGAAGGAUGUGAUGCUCAUGAGCUUAUCAUUUGCAGUUUAUGUUUACAUAUCUCAGAAGAUUGUGUGUGCUUAUUGUGCUUGGAUGGCAAUGCUCAAACAUCCAUAGUGGCUUGAUUGAUUCUGGGGUUGGAGAUUGAAGAAUCUUAGUUGGGUUUUCAACUACCCGUGUACUAUCAUCUUUCUUUGUUUGUUUUCCCCCCUUUUUUCUUACUUAUAGACAUGUAAUGGAGAAGUUGUGAAUACAAAAGAUAUGGAAUUUUAAAAAUAAAAUAAAAAUGUUUGCUGAGAGAAUGCACUUUUGGCAA